This is a messenger RNA of Aplysia californica (California sea hare), 408 nucleotides long. RefSeq lists its product as uncharacterized. Bases 1 to 408 code for a protein of 135 amino acids. NCBI's taxonomy places the organism in Eukaryota, Metazoa, Mollusca, Gastropoda, Aplysiida, Aplysiidae. The record is from RefSeq and is a predicted model, not a curated record. The transcript has a single exon.
AUGGCCAUGCAGAACACCUAUGGGAAAAUUCUGGAAAAGAUAGUUGUCGGACGAAUUACAGCACACUUAGAGAGGAAGUCCCUGUUACUAAAAGAGCUUGGCAGCUAUAGACCCCAUCGAGAAACUGCAGUGAAUUCGGCUGUCAUGGCGCAAACCUAUGAAAGCUUUCAGCAGCGGAAGGAUGUGACGGCAACUGAGGAUGUUUACAACCGAGUCGACUAUGAACGUAUGAUCGACCGCCUCUUGGAAUUAGAUGUGGACAUAUGGCUUGUGAGAUGGGUAGCAGUAGCCCUAGUGGAGAGAAAAAUGGCCCUAAGACAGGGUGAACGGACUUCAGAUCCGGUAUCAAUAAAUACUCCAGGAUUGUCCCAAGGAUCCCCCGUCUCUCCUGAGCUUUUCAAUGUGUAA